Labrus bergylta (ballan wrasse) is the source of this 4597-nucleotide messenger RNA. RefSeq names its product mitogen-activated protein kinase kinase 4b (gene map2k4b). Lineage: Eukaryota; Metazoa; Chordata; Actinopteri; Labriformes; Labridae. The record is from RefSeq and is a predicted model, not a curated record. Gene Ontology annotation, molecular function: ATP binding; JUN kinase kinase activity. Gene Ontology annotation, biological process: MAPK cascade; protein phosphorylation.
UUCAGGUGUCGCAGUGUCCCGUGUGGAGACAGAAAGGGCGAAGUUUCUCUGCACUGCAGCCUGGCCGCUGCUGCCGGAACCAGCAACACAACAAUGGCGACUCCCAGUCGGGACAGCAACUUCACCAGCAGCUCCACCAGCGGUUCCAGUAACACCGGAAACACCGUCGGAUCCACGUCGCACCAUUUUCACCCGCAGACUCAGAGCAGCAGCAUGCAAGAAACCAACACCUGCUGGAGAUGUCAGAACGAAACAGGGUUUCAGAUAAGCCUGUCUGGUGUUUCCCAAAGUAAACGUAAAGCUCUGAAGCUGAACUUUGCCAACCCUCCAGUGAAGCCGGCCUCCAGGCUACCCAUCAACCCCACACCCCCCUCCUUCCAGAACCCCCACAUAGAGCGUCUGCGGACGCACUCCAUCGAGUCGUCGGGGAAGCUGAAGAUUUCUCCGGAGCAGCACUGCGACUUCACGGCCGAGGACCUGAGAGACCUCGGGGAGAUCGGCCGGGGGGCGUACGGCUCCGUCAACAAGAUGGUCCACAAACCUACGGGACAGAUCAUGGCUGUCAAGAGGAUUCGCUCCACGGUGGACGAGAAGGAGCAGAAGCAGCUGCUGAUGGACCUCGACGUGGUGAUGAGGAGCAGCGACUGUCCCUACAUCGUCCAGUUCUACGGAGCACUCUUCAGAGAGGGCGACUGUUGGAUCUGCAUGGAGCUCAUGUCUACCUCAUUAGACAAAUUCUACAAAUAUGUAUAUUUUUCAUCAGAUGACGUCAUUCCAGAGGAAAUAUUAGGAAACAUCACAUUAGCGACGGUUAAAGCACUGAACCAUUUAAAAGAAAACUUGAAAAUAAUCCACAGAGACAUCAAACCUUCCAACAUUCUGAUGGACCGGCGAGGGAACAUAAAGCUGUGUGACUUCGGGAUCAGCGGUCAGCUCGUCGACUCCAUAGCAAAGACUAGAGACGCCGGCUGCAGGCCGUACAUGGCGCCGGAGAGGAUAGACCCGAGUGCGUCCCGUCAGGGCUACGACGUCCGCUCCGAUGUUUGGAGUUUGGGGAUCACGCUGUACGAGCUGGCCACAGGACGGUUCCCGUACCCGAAGUGGAACAGCGUCUUCGAUCAGCUGACUCAGGUGGUCAAAGGUGAACCGCCGCAGCUCAGCAACUCAGAGGAGCGACAGUUCUCCCCAAAGUUCAUCAACUUUGUGAACCUCUGCCUGACAAAGGAUGAAUCUAAAAGGCCAAAGUACCGAGAGCUUCUGAAACAUCCCUUCAUCAUGAUAUACGAGGAGCGCUUAGUGGACGUCGCCUCGUAUGUGGUUCGCAUCCUGGAUCAGAUCCCCGCCUCGCCCGUCUCCCCCAUGUACGUCGACUGAUGGAGAUCAGCUGGUGGUGGGGGGGGUUCAGGGGGGGUUCACUAAGCUUUGCGAAGCGACUCUCGCCAUGUUAGCCCCUCAGAGUAGUUUAAUCACGCGUUCCAAAGAAACAAAGGAACUCACAAACUGCAUCAGACAAACAUUACCAAAUAUUCCCCCUCCCGUCACGUCAUCAAAGUCAAACAUCAGCAUCCAUCUUCACCCCGAGAACACUUGAACACACGACUCUGUCUCAGGAGAACGCAAGGCGUCCUUCAUGUGAGCAGAAACAUUUCAUAAAUAAAUAUAUUUACUUGAAGAAGUCGAUGUUCACAAAGACAGAAUCUACCAAAUCAAAGGAACAAACAGAAACACACACAUGCACAUGCACAUGCACUAGUACACACACGCACACACACACACACACACACACACACACACACACACACACUGUUAAAGUUGAGUAUGCAAAGUGCUUCUUCUCCGUGAGAGCUCAUAGAUUUGGUCGCGUGGCUUUACUUUUUAUUUUUGUUUUUCUUCGAUAUGCAAUCUGUGAGCGUCAGUCUUCACUCACGUUUAAAGUUAGCUCCAGGUUGUGCUUUUUCUAUUUGACCUUGUCAUCAUGAGUUUCAGCCACAGAGAUAAAGAUCCAUGUGUCUUUAAAAACAAAGAUAGAGAUAGAGAGAGAGAGAGAGAGAGAGAGAGAAAUGACAUGUGGUGAAAGGAGCCAUGAUGUCAAACUGAAGUUGCCUGCUCACUAGGACCACAGCCACUAGGCCAUAAGGCUACAGACACCCCCCCCCUUUAAUAUCUUUAAAGAAGACUUCUGGCAGAUUGGAAGAUGUUUGUGGAGUUGCAUUAAGUUUUCAUGAAAUCCAAAUCCAAGGUUUAUUUUUAGGCUUUUUAUGCCUUUAUUUUAGAGAUUUAAGAGUGGACAGAAAUCUAAGAGAGAGCGAGAGAGAGAACGACACUCCACAGGGACGAGGGAACAUAGACACGCUCCCGUCUCUGUUGCCCAAAAAAUGUUGAGGAGAUAUUUUCCCUGUAGCUUUAACGUAAAUGUUUGAAACAUUUUAUCAAAUCUGCAAGCAGGGGGGAAAAUGAGACGCCCAAAGUUUUAUGAUUAUGCAUAUCCUGAAUUUUCUUUUGAAUCAUGCUAAACAUCUUUAUAUUCAUGACAUCACAAAAUCCUCCUGAUGUCCUAAGGUUAAACAUGAAAUGUUCUCGCCAAACUCCAUUAAAAAAAAACAAAAAAAACAAUCGAUUUAGACAUUGUUUGCUCGUCGUCUUGCAGAAAAAUGAUGACUUGUGUUGUCGUUAUUUCAGCAACUUUAAACGGUUUAUUCUAAUUUAAUGAGAAGAUUAUUAUGUUUGAAUUGUGUUCCUGAGAAUGGAUGGGUUUUUUAGCUUAUGACACAAAUAUAGUGAUGGCACAUUAAAGGCACAAACUGGGGCUAACACGAUGCUACAUUGAUGUAAAGUAACUUUUGAUGUAAAUGUGUUUGUAUAUAGAACUUCUAAUCCGGCAGUUUCUGCUCGAGCGUUACGGCUCAUUUUCAAACUCAGAGCAUCAAAUUAAAACAUCAGGAGUGUUUGAGAAUGAGCGGAGGAAGAUUUUAAUUUGUGCAUUUUGAGAAAAAAGUUUUUACCUAAAACGAGGAAGAACUUCUUGACAUUUCAGACUUUUUGUCUUGGCGCCGAUACUCACCCGUUUGUGUGGGCGCUGGCUGCAGAAUGAAACGUUUAUUCUGUUUGUUUUCAUUUUUAAAAAAAUGAGCCUUAAAGCUCCUCCGCAGCCUGUCCAAGAACUGUACAGUUAAACUCAUCCACACUGAUCACAGAUGCACCGUGCUGCCACACAGAGGCAAACAUAGGAACUACACUUUUUAAAAAAAGGUCCAGCUGAGGACUUCCUGUUGUUAAAAAUGUCACCUGUGAUGCUGCUAAACGACGUCUCGCCUGCGUCUGAAGAGGAGAACGAUCUCUCCUCGCGCGGUUUCCGCUCCCUGACCAUAAAGACCACCAUGACUCAGUAUGUUUCUUAAUGAUUCAGCAUGUUUCCAAUGACAAACCUCGUGUUGAUCCAGGGAUGCAUCUCCAUACUCUUCAGCAGGCAGCAAUGUGAGACUAUUGAUAUCCAUCCGAAGGGAUUCCCGCUCUGAAAGCUGAAAGUCUGACAUGCAGGAAAACAAACGACUUAAAGAUCAUUACUGAACCAAAGUGUACGCACUCAUGGUGUCCCCUGCAAACAAUGUAUUUUCUUGACAAAGUGGUCGUGACUGAACGCCGGUAGGUGGCGUCCAUCAGAGAAAUCCUGGUACUGAUCCAAGCUAACAGGUCAUUAAACUGAGACCUGGUCAAAUACCAGGAAGUUGCACGGAAACAAAAGUUGUCAUCCAGACACAGUGGAUGGAGACAUUGACCAACCUGUGUGAGUCAAGGUGACGUUUGAUUUCUUGCAUAUCUAGAAGAGCGGAUACUUCAGCGUUGUCUUUAACCAACGCAGAUAAACACAACGCUGAGGAUUGGUAAAACUAGCGUGGAAAAACAGGCACAAAUUCGCUCCCAUUUUUGUCUGAACGCAGCUCAAAACCAAAAGAAUGUUAAUCCUAAAGAGGUUAAAAAAACCUUUCAGACUUGUCAAAGCUCCUCCAAAAACACAGAGCAAUAAACAACUAUUCAGAGGCCAAAUGAUAACUUUAAAACGCUCAUGAAAAUCACAUUUUCAUCUUAGCUCAGUUUAAAACUCAACGCCACGGGCCUCUACAGAUGUCGGCCAUGUUGGAAAAUGGUCCCUAUUGUCUGGGAGUUUGGGGUCUUUUAUUACAAACUUUUAGAAGACUUGUGGCUCUUUUAGGAGGGGAUAAAACCAAACAUAAAUGUCGGAGGAGCUGCAGUGUAGACCAGACAUGUUUCUCUCUUUAUAUCCACGAGAGCGAGUGGCGUCCGUUCCGUUCUUAACGCUUCUAUCCGUCACGUGAAAUGGUGCAAACACACUGAAGACACGACACAUCUGUUCUUCACUUUCGGGCUACACAGGAAGCCGACUUACCGCCGGUAAUCUGAAUCUCCGGGGUACAUGUUGUAAAAAUUUCAAUUUACUAGAAUGUUCAUAUUAGAUUCUAAGAUAAUAUUGAGGUGAAUAUUAUAUUGUAUCUUUAUGAAGGGUUACCAAUAAAGUUCCCGUGGAAAAGAAGAAACAGCUGUUAUUGUGUGAUUCUUCAAUAAAAAAAAUCAAACUGCA